This is a messenger RNA of Baudoinia panamericana UAMH 10762, 678 nucleotides long. RefSeq lists its product as uncharacterized. The coding region runs from base 224 to 634 and encodes 136 amino acids. The record is from RefSeq and is a predicted model, not a curated record. The transcript has 2 exons. NCBI's taxonomy places the organism in Eukaryota, Fungi, Ascomycota, Dothideomycetes, Mycosphaerellales, Teratosphaeriaceae.
UGUUGUCCUUCCGCUCUAUAUGCAGCAUAUAUUUUCAUUAGAUUACAUUUCUUCGUCAUCUUUGUGGCUCAUCAUGACAUGCCAUGUGGGUGUCGUGUCGACAUAAAGUCUAGAGAGAUACGAAAAAAAGUCCCAUGCUUGAUCCGUCAUCGCAAACAUCAGUGGUAUCGUGCAAUGAUCCAAAGGGGACGAUAUUGAACCCCCGGACAAAGCCUUAUAUGCAAUGCUUGAGCCCACAAGAACAAAAAAUGCGGAACAUAGCUAUGCUUGUUUACGCGCGUGUGGCCUAAAUUCAUGUCAGCAGCUGCAUACAAGAUGGAAUGCAGGGUAUAUGACUCACCUGAACCUGACCGUCAGAGAUUUGGCUCACAGGGCGGGCAGUGGAGGUGGUGCCCGGGGCCUGGAUUUGACCGUCGGAGAUUUGGCUAACGGGACGAGCGGAGCUUGUGCUCGACGCUGGGCGCGAGGAGCUGCUCACAGGUGUGCUCGAGGCCGGGCGAGAGCUGCUGCUGACUGGCGAAGACGACGCCGGGCGAGAGCUGGAGCUCACGGGCGAAGACGACGCUGGGCGAGAGCUGGAGCUCACGGGCGAAGACGACGCUGGGCGAGAGCUGGAGCUCACCGGCGAGGAUGACGCCGGGCGAGAAGAGCUGCUGAUUGGCGAUGAGCUGGCCGGGC